UAAGGACACAUCAUCCUCAGGAGACCCCCCCCCCCACAGGGCAUCAGUUUGACAGGUUGACAGUAAGCGGAUUGUGUUUGUCUGGUCAGACACGUGAACGAGGACAUUUUUUACCAUAAAUGUGUAGUCUACAGUUAUACAGUUUCGUUUAACUGACGUUAAGACAUGAUGUUAGCCUUUCUUAAAAAGAUAAAAGAACGGGUAGAGGCGUUUUUAAACGAGAAAAACUUCGUCACCGAUUGUCUCAAUAAGAUCGAAGAAAAAACUGGGAUCAAGAAACGCUACCUGGCGAUUGGUGCUGUAGGUGUUACUGGGGCAUAUUUAUUAUUUGGAUAUGGUGCCUCUCUGCUCUGUAAUUUGAUUGGUUUUGUUUAUCCAGCAUAUUAUUCAAUCAAAGCCGUAGAAAGUCCAGAUAAAGAGGAUGAUACAAAAUGGCUGACAUAUUGGGUCGUGUACAGCUUCUUCAGUGUGGGUGAAUUCUUCUCGGACAUCUUUCUUUACUGGUUUCCUUUAUACUACGUCUGUAAGUGCCUGUUCUUACUGUGGUGCAUGGCUCCGGUCUGGAAUGGCUCUCAGAUUCUGUAUAGGCAUAUGGUACGGCCGUUUUUUCUGAAGCACGAAACUGCAGUGGACGGGAUUGUCAACAAUCUGGGUGGGAAAGCCAUGACAGUUGCUGAGAAUGCCACCAGAGAGGUUCUUCAUACUCUUGUGAGAAACAGAACUAUUGGUCCAGCCCAAUCUGAACCCAAAGGACUGCCCAGUGCAACUCCUCCUGAACCUGUUGACUGAAAGAUUGAGGGAGAAGGAAACGGCUGCACUUAAAAAGGGAAAGCAGCAUCCUCAGGCAGGACAACACAAUACAAAACAAGUGUGUUAAACACAUCAGACCCAGAAAUACCGUAUUAACAAUUCUCUGUUACUGUUUCAACUUGGAGAUCUUAAAAAUAAACUUACCAUGCAACAUAUCAUUUAUAUAGUUAGACAUUUACAUUCAAUAAUAAUAAUAAAUGUCGAAAGCUAGUAUUUAUUCAAAAUGUUCUUCUAUUUCUUUUAAAUCAAAUUUCAGCAUGAACACAUGUUUUAUUUACUGCAUUUGAUACAUUUAUAGGAAUGUUGUGUUUCUGGCAUAUUUUAGAGCUUUUGAUUUUCGAAUUCCUAAUAUUAUUCUAAUAAAUAAAUUCAAUACCUUU
Molecule: messenger RNA, 1190 nt
Organism: Triplophysa dalaica
Lineage: Eukaryota; Metazoa; Chordata; Actinopteri; Cypriniformes; Nemacheilidae
Gene: reep6
Product: receptor accessory protein 6
Source: RefSeq, a predicted model, not a curated record